AUGGCAGCACCUUCCCUCAACGGCUUUGAGUGUGACAAUACGAAUGACGGCAAAGAGAGCGAUGAGGAUUAUGGUGACGACUUGCACCGAGGGGCGGAUUAUUUGCGUGUCUUGGCACACGAAUCCCAGGAGGGUUUGAAUGCCGUCCCCACAAUUCCCGGCCUUGAGGAACCGUUGGCCUUCGCGCUGUCACCCGCCGUAAUUAGUGCCCCGUGCGUUGAGGCUGAUCCAUUUACCGUGGAGUUCACGCAGCAGCUCUCGAGUGGUUGUGCUGCUGGUCCCGCGUUGGCUCUUUCGCAUGUAUCUCAGGGUUGCCUGGCGUGUGAUUUGUUGUGUGUUGUCCGGGCCGCCGCCUCCAGUUUUCUUUUGCUGCCCAAUAAGAAACACUUUGCGUUGCGGUGGGUAUUUAUUUGCGUGGCCGUCGACGCGCGUGACGAUGCUCAACGGGUGUGUCUUUCGUUUGGCGGGCACGAGGGAGACUUCGGUGUGUGCCGACGCCUCCGCGAAAUUCUUUGUUGA
Messenger RNA from Trypanosoma cruzi, 519 nucleotides. RefSeq lists its product as uncharacterized. The record is from RefSeq and is a predicted model, not a curated record. NCBI's taxonomy places the organism in Eukaryota, Euglenozoa, Kinetoplastea, Trypanosomatida, Trypanosomatidae. Bases 1 to 519 code for a protein of 172 amino acids. The transcript has a single exon.